Molecule: messenger RNA, 727 nt
Organism: Alosa sapidissima (American shad)
Lineage: Eukaryota; Metazoa; Chordata; Actinopteri; Clupeiformes; Clupeidae
Gene: cart3
Product: cocaine- and amphetamine-regulated transcript protein
Exons: 3
Coding region: 125-481 (118 amino acids)
Biological process (GO): G protein-coupled receptor signaling pathway; adult feeding behavior; cellular response to starvation
Molecular function (GO): neuropeptide hormone activity
Source: RefSeq, a predicted model, not a curated record
CAGACAGAGAGAUGAGCACAUAAAAGUGGGAAGGGCAGCGGAGAGGCUCGACUAAAGUGAUAUCCCUGAGACAGGGAGACAGUCUCAAGCUGAGCGCCUUUAUUUCUUUGCGCCGAGAAGAACCAUGGAGAGCUCCAAACUGUGGACGCGGGCAAUGGCCUGCGCAGUGCUGCUGUCUAUAGUCGCGGGUGCUGAAACAAACGAAUCUGAUAUGGAUUUGGAUCUGGAUACGCGAGCCAUCAGGGACUUCUAUCCCAAAGAUCCAAACCUGACGAACGAAAAACAGCUUCUCGGAGCUCUCCACGACGUUCUGGAAAAGCUACAGGCAAAACGGAUGCCACUUUGGGAGAAGAAGUUUGGAAGAGUUCCAACGUGUGACGUCGGGGAACAGUGCGCCAUCAGAAAAGGAGCAAGAAUCGGCAAACUGUGUGACUGCCCGAGGGGGGCGUUUUGUAACUUUUUCUUGUUGAAGUGUUUGUGAAGUGUCCUCUGUUUCAAUGUCACAAUGUCAAAAAGUUGAUGUCUAUAAACACGCGCCACUCAAUGUACAAUUUCUAUGACUGACUUGAUGAUAGCCUAUACUCUAAGUGCCACCACAAAGACACGUCUCCAUAAAUACUGAUGAACAGUAUGGCUCAAGGACGCCCAUUCUGGAUGCUUCGGCUGGAUGUUUAUGUGAACGGAUAUUAUAUAUUCAAUUAAACUGUGUCAUUAUUCGUUUUGUAAA